This is a messenger RNA of Culicoides brevitarsis, 4415 nucleotides long. RefSeq names its product synaptogenesis protein syg-2 (gene sns). The transcript has 21 exons. The coding region runs from base 61 to 4272 and encodes 1403 amino acids. Gene Ontology annotation, molecular function: protein binding. Lineage: Eukaryota; Metazoa; Arthropoda; Insecta; Diptera; Ceratopogonidae. The record is from RefSeq and is a predicted model, not a curated record.
CCCUGGAGUAUAGCCGUUAUAUUAAUAGUAUUAAAAAUACUCCAUUAUGGUGAAUGUCAGAUGACACAAGCUGCACAGAAAUUUCGUGUCACUCCGUCAAAUUUACAAAUCGUAGAAGGGUCUGAAGCUUUAUUACAGUGCGAAGUAUCAAAUUUAGCUGGUCAAGUGCAAUGGACAAAGGAUGGAUUCGCGUUAGGUUUUGUCUCAGGAUUAAUUCCGGGCUUCCCGCGUUUCUCGACAGUCGGUGAUAAAUCACAGGGUGUUUAUAAUUUAAGGAUCACAAAUGCAUCAAUUGACGACGAUGCCGAGUAUCAGUGCCAAGUAACGCCAGCCAAAUUUCAUUCAGCCAUACGUGCCAAUGCAAAAUUGACUGUUAUCGCGCCCCCAUCAUCGAUAGAAAUACAAGGCUAUUCGCACAACUCCAAAGUAGAAGUGAGAGAAAAUCAAGACUUGACACUCACAUGCGUUGUGGCAAAUUCCAAGCCAGCUGCCGAAAUUAAAUGGUAUCGAGGGCAUACGGAAUUCAAACCAGAUGGACUCGAAACGCAAGUCACUGAAUCGGAAAACGGCAAACGCUUCACCGUAACAUCCCGCUUAAGACUGAAGCCAACUGCCAACGAUGAUUACAUGGAAUACUCGUGUCAGGCACGACACAAAGCGCUUACGCCUGAUAUGCCGAUGCGAUCAACUGUGCAGCUCUCGGUGCUGUAUCCUCCUGGAGAUCCAUACAUCGAAGGAUAUUCGCAAGGAGAGCGAUUAAAACGCGGGCAAAAUGUCGAACUCACGUGCAAAAGUCGCGGAGGAAAUCCCCCGGCUCAGCUAAUUUGGUACAAAAAUGGCGUGCAAGUUCGCAUGGCGUAUCGCACUCAAGGAAGAGUCUCCGAGAACAAAUACACGUUCGUGGCGGAAGCCAAUGACAACAAAGCCAAGUUUCGAUGUGAAGCCAGCAACGUUAUGUCACCCGAACCAUUGAAGACUGAAGUAGAGUUAUCUGUAUUAUUCGCUCCAUCCCAUCUGACCAUUACGGGACCCACGGAAGCCCGUGUUGGCGAUCAAAUCCAUUUAAAUUGCGCAACAGCGCCUUCAAACCCACCGGCAGAGAUUAAAUGGACCGUAAGCGGAAAACAACUAAAAAAUACGCAAUCACGAACGAGUGUCAGUGCUGAAGGCGGAUGGAUCACAACUUCAAACAUUACUGCCACAAUUGAGCCAAAUCGGAGAUCUCUCGUCGUCCUGUGUCACGGCAUCAACAUGCAACUCGCGGAAAAUGCUGUAGCUACGCAUACCGUCAAUAUUUUACAUCCGCCAUCCGCCCCCAUUAUUUCCGGAUACGUUGAAGGUUCAAUUAUACCCGCGGGAUCAAUUCAGAAACUUUUGUGCGUAUCAACAGGAGGCAAUCCGCUUGCGACAUUGACAUGGUACAAGAAUGACAAAAAGAUCAACUCAGUAAUUAAAACGACGGACAAAACUGUGUCAGCAGAAUUAACAGUAUUAGCGAAUGUCACAGAUAAUCAAGCACGAUACCGAUGCGAGGCGCAAAAUAGCGCGACAGAAAUCCCCAUGUUUGAAACGAAAACAUUGAGUGUGCAUUUCGCUCCGGAUACCGUCAAAAUUUCCGUCGAUCCGCCCGAAUUAAAGCCCGGAAUGGAAGCUACCUUGCAUUGUGACUCGUCAUCAAGUAAUCCGCCUGCUGAGUUGUCAUGGUGGCGUGAAGGCAUCGCAAUUCCGGGAGACAACAUUACGGAAUUUAAAGCUGGUUUGUGGGGAGGAACUGCGUCGCAUGCAAUGCUGAAGAUAAAUGUUACACAAGAUAUGAACGGAAUUAUUUUCACGUGUCAGAGUCGGAAUGAAGCGUUGCAAAGGAGUGUUCAUGAAGCUAUUAAGUUGGAUAUUAUGUAUCCUCCAAAAUUCAAACCUCCUCCAAGUUCAAAGGCUGUCGGAGUUGAAGGCGAAAACUUGAUCGUUCCAUUGGUAGCUGAAGGAAAUCCAAUUUCAAUUCAAUACACAUGGACAAAGGAUGGACUCCCGCUUGCAUCGAGAAACGGUGCACAACGAAUUGUCUCCGAGGGACCUAUUUUGAAUAUCACAAAAUUGAAUCGCAACGACGCCGGCAUCUACACUUGCGAAGCCGUAAACUCUCAGGGCUCUGCCAUGAUUAAUAUUACAGUUGUUGUCGAAUACGGUGCCUCGAUUAAAUCCAUAUCGGAAAAUGUAAUUGUUAAUCCAGGCGAGGAGGCGAUGUUAUCGUGUUCCGUCGAAGGCAAGCCAUUGACGGAGGAACACAUUCGCUGGGAACGCAUCGGCUACGACAUGACAAUUAAAACGUCGACAACGUUCAGCAAUGGCAGCAGCUAUUUGCACAUUAAAGAUGCACAACGAGCGGAUGUCGGCAAUUUCCGUUGCAUUGCGGAUAAUCGUGUGGCAAAUCCCACAAGUCGUGACGUUUUGUUAAUCGUGAAAUUUGCACCUGAAAUCGACAAAUCACCGACGAUGCUGAAGGCAGCAAGUGACGCCAACGAACGAGGACGUCUCGUGUGUCGGGCACAAGCUUCGCCCAAACCGACAUUCAUUUGGUCGCGUGGCGGACAAGUCAUUCGCGUAAAUCAAACGAACAAAUUCAUCUCGGAAUAUCGCAUGGUUGACUCGCUCACGUACGAAUCGGUGCUCAUCAUAAAUCGUGUUGCGCCUGCCGAUUACGGGGAUUACGAUUGCGUGGCGAAGAACGAUUUGGGACAAACGAACGAAACGAUCAACUUGAAAGUAACGUCGCCGCCUGAUCCGCCCUUGGAGCUGAAUAUUUUGAAUGUUACGCACGAUUCGGUGACUGUUGGAUGGAAUCCCGGAUUUGACGGAGGUUUGCGGGCAACGUAUCGUGUGAGAUAUCGUGAAGCUAAUACGGAACACUACAAAUAUGAGGAUGCCAUUCCGAAUACUUUCAAAUUGACAAUUGGAGGAUUAAAGAUGAACACGUUGUACUUGUUCUCGAUUCAGGCAAUUAAUCAAUUGGGCGUUAGUCCGUAUUUGCCCGAUAUUCGGAAGGCACAAACACUUGACGCUCCUCCGCCUUCGCAACCCGCAUCUUCGUUAGGAGGCCCGCCAACGACUUCUGCUCCGGGCAUUGGCGGAGCAUCCGGUCUCUUACUUUUAAUUGGUAUUGCAUCCGGCACAGCUCUCGUUCUCCUUAAUAUCCUAUUAAUUGGCUGUUGCCUACAUAAACGCACUUCAAAAAGAAUUAAGCGAGGACUCGAUCCUUUGCCCGAAGAACUCAGGGAAAAGGGUGAAUUGCCUUUAGUUGUUAUUCUCGCUAUUUCGGGCGCUUGCUUUUUGCUUUUGCUCGUGAACGCGGGGCUCAUUUGUUGGUAUGUGAUCAAACGAAAGACGAAAGAAACGUCAGCGCAAAAUAGCAAAUCAGCAACGAUUGAAAUGUAUGCGCCAUCGUCGUACAAUGAUACCGUGACGGGCGAAACUUUGUCUUCCGUUUCGGAAAAGAGCGAUUCUUAUUCCAACGAGGGAAGUAAUCCAGAUUAUAUGGAUGAAACACGGAAAAAGGCUCAGUCGACAUAUUUGGUUGAAUCUGCCGAUAUGCCGCCGCCGCGUUACCAAAAAGAUGGCACAUUACCGACACACUAUCCAAGUGCAAUGCCAAAUAACAUGAUGGGAAAUCAUCAUACACGUACCUUACCUCAUCCGCGACAUCACAGCGUAAUCAAUCAGAAUUACGAGUCAGCGACACGAGCACGCGACGACCAAAUGUUGAACAGUAAAACAUUGAAUUAUGUCACAGCACCGUCCCCCGGGCCUCCGCUCGAUGGUUCUUACUACAACAUGAAUAGUGAUAGAUAUUUAUCAUAUCCUCCAAUGGAUUAUCCAACUUUGGAUUUUUCAACUCCUCCAUUACCGAUGUUGCCUGCACAGCAUUUACAAAAUACGGGAGGCGGCACGUUGCGUCGCGGCAUGUCGAAUCAUCGGGGCCUUGUUCCGCCGCCAGAUGUUACGCACGUGACGCACAACAACAUGCACGACAACGGUUCGACGCUCGGCGGAACAACGGCUCAACAACCGAAACAACCACAGGGUAUUCUGAAAGAUCCAAAUCGCACGAAACAGCAACAACCAAAUAACGUACAAAUUCUAAAUGUACAAAAUGCGCCGCCAGGCACACUCCUCGGCAACAAUCUCCUCAUGACGACGGGCUACGAUCCGAAUAACACGAAUCUCGGAUCCUUUAAUGCGUCACUCGGCUACACAGAUGCCGAUGGGCAUUUAGUCUAGAAGAAAAUUGACGUGAAAAUUUUUGUGGAUGUUUUAAGACGAAUCUCAAGUUUAUAAAUAAUAGUUAUGUUUAUGUAUAUAAAGUAUAUAUGAUAAAAAAAUUCUAUAUGAUGAACGAAGACAACGAUAAAAAAUAAUUUUUC